GAGUCCGUCGAGGUUUUGGUUGAAAACGUGAACGAUAACCCCCCCAACUUUGCUCAGAACCACUAUGUGCUGGAUGUGAAUGAGGUGGGCUGCACUGCUCUUUCAUGCUUGUAGAACAACAUGUGUUUGUGUUUCCUCUUUAAACCAUUUUAUGUCCUGCAGCUCAUUCCGGUCAACUCCAGUAUUGGUCUGAUAGAAGCCACAGAUGUUGAUUCACAGCCGCUGUAUUAUCGCUUGGAGACAACAACAGACAAGUAUUUCCGCUUGGAAAACAUCAAUACUCCAAAGAUUCUUGUGAAAACCGUCCUGGACUACGAUGUUGUACAAAAGAUCUCGCUGGUCUUACACGUGCAGGAUACGUUCAACGGUUCAGCUUCCAACAAGCCCUUCUUCACCUCUGUGGCCACCAUCACAGUGCGUGUGAAGGAUGUGGACAACCGGCCCCCGUGGUUUCAUCCAUGCACGAGGACAAACUUAGGAACUGCUAAACUGUGUGUGAGCAGCGGCUACAGAGGCAAAGUCAACCUCACAGAGAAACAG
Messenger RNA from Neolamprologus brichardi, 540 nucleotides. The record is from RefSeq and is a predicted model, not a curated record. NCBI's taxonomy places the organism in Eukaryota, Metazoa, Chordata, Actinopteri, Cichliformes, Cichlidae.